Molecule: messenger RNA, 1389 nt
Organism: Gorilla gorilla gorilla (western lowland gorilla)
Lineage: Eukaryota; Metazoa; Chordata; Mammalia; Primates; Hominidae
Gene: ZDHHC12
Product: zDHHC palmitoyltransferase 12
Exons: 5
Coding region: 302-1105 (267 amino acids)
Biological process (GO): peptidyl-L-cysteine S-palmitoylation; protein targeting to membrane
Cellular component (GO): endoplasmic reticulum; Golgi apparatus
Molecular function (GO): protein-cysteine S-palmitoyltransferase activity
Source: RefSeq, a predicted model, not a curated record
ACAGGGGAGCGCCAGGGAGGUGCGCGCGCGCUCCGGCGCUUUCUAAAGUUACCUGGCGGGUGGGGCUGGAGUUGAGGGAGUUACCAGCUGCGCGCGCGCCAGCCCCACCCUCAGCCUCUUCAGGCACCUGUUGGCUUGAGGGUCCACUCGGCCGCAGAUGCCAUCCAAUAGGCAGCCUCCCUGACCCAGUCCGGCCCCGCCCAACGCCUAGAGCCACCAAUCCCUGGGCGGCCGCGUUCCCCUCCCUCGGAGGGCCCGCCCCUCUGGGCGCUUCUUCCGGGUGGGGCCCCGGGCCGAGGCGAUGGCGCCCUGGGCGCUCCUCAGCCCUGGGGUCCUGGUGCGGACCGGGCACACCGUGCUGACCUGGGGAAUCACGCUGGUGCUCUUCCUGCACGAUACCGAGCUGCGGCAAUGGGAGGAGCAAGGGGAGCUGCUCCUGCCCCUCACCUUCCUGCUCCUGGUGCUGGGCUCCCUGCUGCUCUACCUCACUGUGUCACUCAUGGACCCUGGCUACGUGAAUGUGCAGCCCCAGCCUCAGGAGGAGCUCAAAGAGGAGCAGACAGCCAUGGUUCCUCCAGCCAUCCCUCUUCGGCGCUGCAGAUACUGCCUGGUGCUGCAGCCCCUGAGGGCUCGGCACUGCCGUGAGUGCCGCCGUUGCGUCCGCCGCUACGACCACCACUGCCCCUGGAUGGAGAACUGUGUGGGAGAGCGCAACCACCCACUCUUUGUGGUCUACCUGGCGCUGCAGCUGGUGGUGCUGCUGUGGGGCCUGUACCUGGCAUGGUCAGGCCUCCGGUUCUUCCAGCCCUGGGGUCUGUGGUUGCGGUCCAGCGGGCUCCUGUUCGCCACCUUCCUGCUGCUGUCCCUCUUCUCGUUGGUGGCCAGCCUGCUCCUCGCCUCGCACCUCUACCUGGUGGCCAGCAACACCACCACCUGGGAAUUCAUCUCCUCACACCGUAUCGCCUAUCUCCGCCAGCGCCCCGGCAACCCCUUCGACCGAGGCCUGACCCGCAACCUGGCCCACUUCUUCUGUGGAUGGCCCUCAGGGUCCUGGGAGACCCUCUGGGCUGAGGAGGAGGAAGAGGGCAGCAGCCCAGCUGUUUAGGGUUGCUGGAGGCCGGGCUACCGUCUUGUGCCUGAAAACCACGGGGCCUGUCCCCAGCUGGGGUGAGCGCUCAGAGGGCCCGGGCCCCAGAAUGGAGCUUCAAGUCAGACAGAUCCCUGCCUUGGUGGGCAGUUCUGCCUUCCAAGGAAGAAGGGGAAGAAAAGGACCUGUGGGCGGCUCAGGCCCAAGCAGACCCCAGGCUCCACUCCAGCCCCGCCCAGGCUGCUGCCAGUGCACACUUUUACAAAUUUAAUAUAAAGCAAGUCCAGUCUUAAAAAGACAAA